Messenger RNA from Trichomycterus rosablanca, 4112 nucleotides. RefSeq names its product transmembrane protein 87B (gene tmem87b). The record is from RefSeq and is a predicted model, not a curated record. Lineage: Eukaryota; Metazoa; Chordata; Actinopteri; Siluriformes; Trichomycteridae. Bases 1461 to 2846 code for a protein of 461 amino acids. The transcript has 18 exons. Gene Ontology annotation, biological process: retrograde transport, endosome to Golgi. Gene Ontology annotation, cellular component: membrane; Golgi apparatus.
UCUUCCUUCAACUGUCCUAAAGAGGUCUCAUUUGACAUUAGGUGGUAUUUUAAGUACUACCCUUGUCACAAUGAGUUUAGUAACAUAGAGAUCAAGUAGAGGAAAAAAGAAAAGAAGAUGAAAAAUUAUGGAAUCACUCAUUGUUUAGGCAAUAACAAUUGAAUCAUCAACAAAUUAGUACUUUGUUGCUCCUUUCUGGGUGUUUAUGACGGCCUGCAUUUUUAAGGCAUAGACUUAACUAAUGAAAACAGCUUUCUACAUCAAGCUGCUUCAAUUUUUUUCACAUAGCAGUUCACAUAAGAUUUGCAGAUUGGAGCCUUAGCCAGUUUGCUAGCUAAGACAUUGAACAGAUCUGCCUUUACUCAAGAAAAGCUCAAACAUGUUUUGUUCUGUGGCAGGAUGUAUUUUAAUCCUAAAAACCCUUAAAACUCAAUUUACAUCACACAAUGUACAUCAACACAUUAAAUGUUAAGGAAUUGAUUUCCCCAUUUCCCCUGCCUUCAUCUAACAUGCCACUCCAUAUCAUAAUUGAUUGGUAAAAUUUAAUGGUUUAAUUGAGGCAGUCUGUAUUAGAAUGGCACCAGAGAGAUGUUCCAGCAUCAUCUCCUUGGCCACUGUAGAUUUGUAAUGCACCACUUAACCUCACUUUCAUCCAGUUAUCCACACACUAUGUUUGCCUGUUUUGCUAGCCCACUGCAACUUGUUUUUUUAGUGCUGGUUUUGUUUGGUUUUUCUUUUUGUAAAUCACAUUUUAUGCAGAAUUUUUUUUCUUAAACGUAAACUCCUGUUUUUACCCUGUUUUUUUUUUUUUUUGUUUUUUUGUUUUGUUGUGCAUUUUUUAUUUUCAGGACCUAAUUUUCAGUUUUCAAUCCUCAGGCUUUGAUGUCUUACCUGGUCUACUCCUAUGGUUUACUUUGAUAACGUAUUACAAUUUUAGACACAACUGACUGGGAACAACAAACAUACAGUAUGUUGUAAUGCUGUGCUGUAUUUCCAUAAGGAAAGAGUUUUAUAAUCCUUUCAUUUUUUUAAUUAACAGCUCUCUGGUUGGAUUCAUGUUUUCUUUCAGUUAGCAAAGCCCAACAGCUUGUUAAGGUCUGUAAGUACUUCUUUAACUGCAGACUGAAUUGCAUUUUCAAACUUGUGCUACAUAUUUGUUUUAGAAAUUAAAAUUACAAGAUGAUUUUAUCCUUGGCAUUGAGUGCUGUUUUUCCUUAAUAUGGAGAAUGUCAUUAAUUGAAAUUAUUUUAUUUGUUUGAAAUGUUUUACAAAGCCAUAAUGUUCAGCUAUUAGACAAAAAGAAAUGUUAUAUCCAUGAUUUGUUUUCUUUUUUUGUGAAAAAAAAAAAGUUGAGUAAAAAUUCUUUGUGUGGUGAUUCUGUAAUUUUUGCCAGGGGUUGUAGAUGGUGUGUUUAUGUGUGUAUUAGAUAAAUGUUUUGUCAAUAUUUUUUUCAUUAGGAAAUGUAUGAAAGGACCCCUUUGAGUCGAGGAGAGGGUCUAGAUCCCAACCCUCUUGGACAAGGAGAGUAUAUUGAACACAAGUAUAGGAUAUUAACCUGCAAUGAUGGGAUGCAGAUUUUUCCCAUGCUGAAUAAAUCAAAGGCAGAGCCAAGGACAGCAGAGCUGCCAAAGGAGAAUAAUGCCAGUUAUACACAGUGGCUUGCUGCUGAAGCUGGUGCUCAAGACCAUGUCAUUGCUACAACAUGGAGAGAUGGACCAUAUCUACUUGUGGUAUUGAUUGAGUCUGAUAAAAAGGACGUCAACUGGAACUUAACUUUUACUGUAAUGAUGAAAGGAUCCCAUGGGUACAUUUCAGUUACAGAAUGGCCUCUUAUGAUUUUCUACAUGGUUAUGUGCAUUGCCUACAUUCUGUAUGCUUUGCUCUGGUUUAUUUGGGCCUCCUGCUACUGGAAAGACCUGCUGCGCAUCCAGUUCUGGAUUGCAGGGGUGAUCUUACUGGGCAUGGUAGAGAUGGCUGUCUUUUGUGCCGAGUAUGAGAAUACUAAUGCCAUCGGUUCAGCAUCUCAGGGCUUACUGGUUUUUGCUGAGCUUGUAUCAGCUCUGAAGAGGACUCUUGCUCGCCUCUUGGUGAUCAUUGUCAGUCUAGGCUAUGGUAUAGUCAAGCCUCGUUUGGGAACUGUCAUGCACAGAGUUGUGGGUCUAGGUGUUCUCUAUUUUGCCUUUGCUGCUAUUGAGGGUGUUCUGAGGAUUACUGGGGCCAAAGAUUCUGACCUGGCAUUGCUAGCCAACAUUCCUUUGGCAUUGCUUGACUCCUCUUUAUGUUGGUGGAUAUUUGUUAGCCUUGCACAAACCAUAAAGACACUAAAACUCAGGAGGAACCCAGUAAAGUUGUCACUGUACAGACAUUUCACCAAUACCCUUGUCAUUGCUGUAAUUGCCUCUUUGAUUUUCAUGAUUUGGACAACAAAAAAAUUUCGUUUAGCAGACUGUCAGGCUGACUGGAUGGAGCUUUGGGUAGAUGAUGCCUUUUGGAGAUUUCUUUUUUCUAUUAUACUGCUUGUAAUCAUGUUUCUCUGGAGACCAUCUGCAAAUAAUCAAAGGUAUGCAUUUACACCUUUGAUUGAUGACUCUGAUGAUGAAGAGAUUGAGGAGUUCCUGGGGUCUGCAAAUAUUGCUGAUGGCAUAAAAUUAAGAGCAGCAAAGACUGAGACUAAUGGAACAGCAAAGCCAGCUACUGUUCCAACAUUCCUCUAUUUUAAGGAUGAAGACUUGAAGUGGGUUGAGGAAAACAUCCCUACCUCUUUAACAGAUGUUGCUCUACCUGUUCUUCUUGACUCUGAUGAGGAAAUAAUGACCACAAAAUAUGAGAUGUCUAAAAUGGAGUAAAGUCACAAUAAACUUCCUCCUUUUAAGACCAAAAGCAUUGUUGCUUACGCUUCUGGUAUUAGAUUUUCACCAGCAAGACAAAGAAAAGUAAUGAAGACACAGCAAGACUUUCAUAGUGAAUCUACAUAACGAUGAAUGGUCUUGACGUCACAGGAGCUUCUUAGCUCAAUCAGCAAUGAUCCUCUCUAUUGUUUAUGAUUUUUACAUCAAAGAUUACUGCAUUUUUAAAUACAGUUUUUUUUUCUGUUUGCAGUCUACAUCUUAGUCAGAAAUUUUGGAAAUGAUUAUAAUUAGAUAAUUCUGUCCACAGAAACAGAAAAAUAAGUUUAUUUUUUAUUUAGUUUCCUUUUACAUUUAGUUUUCUUUAGUAUUCUUAUGGUGUAGUGCCUGCAAGUUUUAAAAUUUAAGACUGCACUCCUGACUGUGACUUCUAAAUAUUUAAAUAUUGUGUUUUAAAGUAUUUAAUAUGGACAAAGUUGGAUGACCAAAAAAGGUUGUUUUAGUAUUCAUUGCAAAAAGCAUGCCUUCACAUACUGUUAUUUAUUGUUGUUGUUUUUAAUGGUUAAUGGAGCUAGUUUGCUUCUAUCUGUGAUUUUGUUUGUGUGGCCUGGGGUUUGUAGGUGAGAGAUUGGUUAGAAAAUAAGAGCAAAAAUUCAGCUUUUUCUUGAAACACAUAUUUUCUCGAAAAGCUAAAUAAAAAUUUCAAAUUGACUGCUGUAUAUUAGCAGAACAAACAAUGUGCACAUCUGAAAAAAGCAAUAUACUGUUUAUAUUUUUCCUCAUUUACAGUGUGGGGAACAAAUACUUUUGUUCUUUAAUAAAAUAGUGCAUAUAUCCACUUUAAGAUUUUCACACAUUUAUAUGAGAAUUUGUACUAUAAAAUGAUAGAAAAAAAAUCAUUCAGACACUACAAAUAAAUGACAUCAGUUACUAUAACAGUUCUGGUUGGCAGUUGCAACUUUGCACUUUUACAUUCUUUUUUUUUUGGUUAGAAACCAAUCUUGAGAUUUAUUUUUGUGGUUCUUGGUCCCUUUGAUGACUUGUGAUGCUGUUUUUGUGAAACUGGUCUUCCUGCUUCAAGUGACUUCUUAGUCUGAGAGCAUGUUGUCAUCUUAUGUGUGCUGCACUUUUUCUCUAUUAGUUGUUUAAUAAAUUUGUUUAUUUUAGGAAGCUUUUUCACCUUGACCAUGAAUUCUACCUGUAUUUUAUAAUAUACACAAUGUCUAGAACUUUUUUUCUUAUUUUAUAUAAAAUUUUUUAUUUGUA